Acytostelium subglobosum LB1 is the source of this 1170-nucleotide messenger RNA. RefSeq lists its product as hypothetical. The transcript is spliced from 2 exons. The record is from RefSeq and is a predicted model, not a curated record. Lineage: Eukaryota; Evosea; Eumycetozoa; Acytosteliales; Acytosteliaceae. The coding region runs from base 1 to 1170 and encodes 389 amino acids.
AUGAAGACUGUCGACGAAGUGCUCGCCAAGGUUGGUCGAUCAAAGAUAUUCAGUGUUAUCGAUCUCAAGAGUGGUUUCCAUCAUGUGCUACUCUCCAAGGAGUCACGCCAGUACACUCAGUUCAAGAUUGGCAAUGAGUUGUACGUGUUCAAGAGAUGCGCUUUCGGUCUGCGCAACAGUCCAGCCUUCUUCAACAGGUGGAUCAAUCACGUCUUCGCGCCGCUUAUCAAAGCAGGCAUACUCGAACUCUAUGUCGACGAUGUGAUCGUCCAUUCCAAGGACCUCAACGACCACCACAAGCAUCUCAAGAUGACAUUCGACCUGUUACGCAAGCACGUCUCCAACAAGUUCACCAGACUCAAGCUGUCCGAGGAGCAUCGGAAAGACUUCCAAACCAUCCGCACUGCGUUGUGCAGCGACACAUGUCUGAUUGUGCCGCGCAAGGAGGUCCCUCUGAGGGUAUACACGGACGCGAGCGACUUUGGUACAGGUUUACUGAUCGCUCAAGAGGACGCCAACGCGAAUCUCAGACCGGUGCUGUUCGACAGCAAGAAGUUCAACCCGGCCCAGAGAGCCUACGACACACGUGAUCGUGAACUACUUGGUUUGAUCAACUGCCUAAAGAAGUAUCAACACUUGCUGAGGGACAAGCCAUUCAUCUGGUACACCGACCACAAGAACCUGUUGUACGAGGCCAACCUGGAGUCGCGUCCGGCCCGUGUCCAACGUUGGUACGAGAUCAUCUCCAACUUCUCUUUCGCCACUCAAUACAUCGAAGGAAAGUCCAACUGCAUGAGCGACUACCUCUCACGCACGCCAAGGUUCUGGAACCCUUGGGACGACGACUUUAUUGUCACCGUCAAACAGUCGUGCGCCGAUCUCAAGAACGUGCCCAAACACGUCAAGAAGUGGUUUGACAAGCUCAAGACCAGAGGUGACGUCGUCUGCCACGACGGCCUCUACUUCUUCGUUGAUGGUGAGAAGGUCAGGAUGGUCAUCAUCGACCCUGAACACAUCGCAAGAGUGCUCAAGGAUACACAUGGUCUCGAACAUAUAGGAAUCAACAGACUCUUCGACAAAGUCUCAUCAUUGUACAUUUGGCAUGGUAUGUCCAAGUCAGUCACGGACUCACAACAAUUUUAUCGUGGUGGUGUCCAUGAGGUCCAAUGA